AUGAUGCUCCUUGGAAGACAAAUACCUCUGGAAGCAGGGUCUCAACAGCUACCCAUGGUAGAACUUUUAAUUCCAGGGUUCGCUAUUAUUUCCAAUGCUAUCAGUCAGAUCUUUAGUGGCCAGCUUAGUGGCUGUACUCAAAUCUUAUGCCUCUUCGUGUUGGGUGCUCUCUCGAAACCAUAUCUAUUUCAAUUGAGAGAUUGGUUUCUAGAAUUCUUCCAAGAAUGGACGGUUCACAUUAGGCCUUACGAGGAAACUUACAAUAUGGUUCAGGGCUGGAUUUUAUUUCAUAAAUCAGACUGCACUGCCCGAUCCGUGCUGGUCACUAUAGGAGCAAGGCAAGAUAAUGAAGAUAAAUUCAAUACUUGCUCGAAGAAACCACUCAGCUAUCUCCCCUGGGAGGGAGUUUUCUAUUUCUGGUAUAAGAGGAACUUACUUAUUUACAGAACUACACAUACAGAUCUUGGUUUCCGUAUAGAGGAGAAAGUCUCUAUUUCAUACAUCAGCAGAUCUCCUUCUAUCUUGAAAGACUUUAUAUCAGAGUGCCACCGUCAGUAUCUGAAAACACUAAGAAACAAAACAAUAAUCUAUAGAAAUCAGGGCAAUAAUUGGAAGAUUGAUGCGACAGUUGAUACUCGACCUCUUUCAACAGUUAUUCUAAAUAAGUGCCUAAAAGAAAAAGUUGUAAGAGACCUUGCGAAGUUUCUUGACCCCGAGACUAGGCGUUGGUAUUCUGAUCGCAGGAUUCCGUACAAACGAGGAUAUUUGUUUUAUGGCCCUCCAGGGACGGGCAAAACGAGCUUCAGUAUUUCAAUUGCUGGUGAAUUGGAUAUGAAUAUUUAUAUAUUCAGUAUCCCGAAUAUAGACGAUCGAAACCUGAAAGAUUUAUUUGCUAGUCUUCCGGAAAGAUAUAUCACAUUACUGGAGGAUAUCGACGUUAUUGGAGCUGCUAGCCCUCAACACUUCAAUCCUCCUGAACCACAUAAUAACACGGCUAUUCGAUCCUCAGGAGGGGUAUCUCUCUCCAGCGUUUUAAAUACCCUUGAUGGUGUUUCAUCCCAAGUUAAUCGAAUUUUUAUUCUAACGACGAAUCAUCUUCACAAACUCGAUAAAGCGAUUAUUAGACCUGGUCGGGUUGAUAUAAAAGCCGAAUUUGAACUCGCUAGUAAGCCCAUUGCGAAGGCUAUGUUCACCUACAUGCUUGGGGGCUAUCAGAGCUAG
Clonostachys rhizophaga is the source of this 1221-nucleotide messenger RNA. Lineage: Eukaryota; Fungi; Ascomycota; Sordariomycetes; Hypocreales; Bionectriaceae. The record is from the annotation of a GenBank genome assembly.